AAGAGCGUCCUAAAUCACCUUAACCACUCGAAAGCAACGGGAGCCGUUGGUGUUCCAGCAUGGCUACUUAAACGAUUCUCUAGCGUUCUAGCGCCGAUUUUUCAUGACAUCAUUACGGCUAGCAUUGAACAGUGUAAGUAUCCAAGUCAUUACAAACAUGGCCUGAUAACACCUGUGCCUAAAGCAUACCCACCAACUGAUGUUAGUAACGAUUUUAGACAAAUCUCUGUUUUGCCACAUAUUGGGAAAAUCCUAGAGAGAUUACAACUACAACUCAAUCAAAAUGACAUCAUACUACGUCCCAGUCAACAUGGUUUUACUAGUGGCCGUUCUACUACAUCGGCUCUGAUAUCCAUCACACAGCCAUGGUUUAAUACUACUGACAAUACCUGCCGUGACAAAGCAGGCAUCCAUGCGCUCUUUAUCGACUUUAAAAAAGCCUUUGAUCUAGUUGAUCAUGGGAUCCUGUUGAAUAAACUUGCAUUGAUGAAUGUUAAUAAAAGCUUCUGGUUAAUU
This is a messenger RNA of Paramuricea clavata, 516 nucleotides long. The record is from the annotation of a GenBank genome assembly. NCBI's taxonomy places the organism in Eukaryota, Metazoa, Cnidaria, Anthozoa, Malacalcyonacea, Plexauridae.